Messenger RNA from Sycon ciliatum, 5192 nucleotides. RefSeq names its product inverted formin-2-like. Bases 506 to 4375 code for a protein of 1289 amino acids. Gene Ontology annotation, biological process: actin cytoskeleton organization. The transcript is spliced from 22 exons. Gene Ontology annotation, molecular function: actin binding; small GTPase binding. NCBI's taxonomy places the organism in Eukaryota, Metazoa, Porifera, Calcarea, Leucosolenida, Sycettidae. The record is from RefSeq and is a predicted model, not a curated record.
AUGUCAGGUGACAGUUCUACCUGCCCGGGUACCCGCACGAGAUCAAGAAGCGUAGGUAGGUGUCAAUAUUUCAGGUUUACUGGCAGGCCCAAAAACACCAAACCCAAGGUCUCCGCUUCUACCCUCGACGAGGCAUUCAACGAUCGACAGCACAUUUACCGAAUUUUCGUGCUACAUUGCUCGAGGGUGGUGAUAGAGGAUUUCUCCCGGCAGAUCCAGGCCCCAUGGUAUGACUGGAGGAGAGAGAUAAAAAAAGCGUGCGCUGAUGAUUUGUGCAGUACUAAAACUGGGAAGUAAGUUUGUUGUGUGGCAAUUAUUUCAAUUUUCAGCAGAUUUGCAGGUCAAGGAGGCGAAACCAAAGUACAAGUGCGCGGAGUUUGUUUUUGUACAACCUGGCCAAAUGAAGUAAGACAGUUGGUGCUUGGAACCUGGCCAAAUGAAGUAAGACAGUUGGUGCUUGGAACCUACCGGCUGUAUUUUCACAACAGCUAGGUUGGCAGUGAAAAUGUUCCAAGCAUGGAAUUAUUUGAUGGGGAAGGACGAGGAGCAGGAUGAGACGGCUAGCGGGCAGGCCGACGUCAACGUUGAAGCUGUUUUGGAGAGCUCGGCUGAUGGGCCAAACGGUGCCCAAGCUGAUGCCAGCGGCGGCAAAGCAAAAGGGAAAUUUCACAUCGCUGCGCUAAGGAGCUUAAAAACCGCCGAGUCGACCAUUGACGGAAGGCGCAGUUCCAGCAAUGCAAACCUCAUGGAAGCCGAUCCAGAGCUAUGUGUCAGCUUGUUUCGCCGCUCCACCAGCUUCACGGCACUGCACAAGCGCUUGAUGAAUGCGAGCCCUGAGUGGAUUGUCAGCUUUCUGGAGAGCGAAGGCUUGGAGGCUAUCUUCGACGCCUUGGAGGCCAUCUUUCCUAAGCACGGCACCAGCAUCUAUCUGGCAGUCAAGCAAAUGGAGUGUGUGCAGUGCGUGAAGGAUGUCUUGAAUUGCCGUGCUGGACUCGAGUUCCUGAUCAGGAACUCCAGACAGUACACCGGGCAGUUGGCCAAAGCACUCAACACACAGAAUGUUCUUGUGAAAAAGCAAGUUCUGGAGCUGCUGGCGUGUUUAUGUGUUUACAGCAUCGACGGUUAUGAUAUUGCUCUGGACACGCUAGAAGCCCAUCAGGAACUUGUUGGCAAUCGCAAUCGCUUUGAGUCGCUCAUCACUGAGCUGGAGCAUAGCGAGAUUGAACCCUACACCGCUGUUGUUGUGCUACUUGUCAAUUGCAUCAUCAACACCGAAGAUGAACUAGAGGAUCGUCUCGAGCUCCGCGAUGAGUUUAUAGGACUGGGACUCUUGAAAGUGCUGCAGCCGUUGAGAUUCUCAGCCGACGAGGAAAUCCUGACUCAACUGGACAUUUUUGAGAAGGAGCGCGCUGAAGACCAUGACCGUCUCGUCACACCGGAGGGCAUUGACCUAUCAAAUCCUACACAUGUGUUUCGAUUCGUCAAGAACCAGGUGAAUGCCACAGCGCAGGAGAGCUACUUCCUUAGUAUGCUCCAGCAGUUACUGGUGCUAGGGGACCAGCGCAAUGCAGAGGAAAGUAAGGAGCUAAGCAGUGCCGAGGAACAGUUCCUGAACGCCAAGUGGGAGAUUGCCAGCCGUAUGCUGCAGCGCAUUGUGCAAGCGCAGAGUGUUGCUGACCUGGACGAUUCGUGUCGUUUGACCGUCGGUCAGAUGAAAGAUGCCAUUGAAAAUGUGAUGAAGCAUGUCAAGGAAGAAGAGAAGGCAGACUCAGCUGCUUCUAAGGGACAGCCUGCAGCAAAGAAAAGUCCGAAGACAAUUGGCCGAAGGCUGCAGAAGCGUAUGUCAACAAGAAGAGCCAUGCGAUCAAUGGAAAGGAGCGCAUCGGUCAUGCUUUCCACGGAUGAGGAGAGCGAUGAAGAAUUUGAGGAUGCAAUGGAUGAUAUAUCCACGGUCACUGUGAGCAUUCCAUCCACCAAGCCAUCGUCAUCUUCUUCAGUCAUUGAAGCUGAUAAUGAUGAGUCCAAAGUGGAACAAAUAAAUGGAAGUGUAUUGGCCAGUGACACUGCAAGCCAUGCUGUCGCCAUUGAGCAGACAGUGGAAGCAAAGGCCGAUGAUGCCGGCGAGGAAAGUUUGGUGAAGCCAUCAGAGGAGGCAGCAGAGCAGAGUGAGAGCACGGCCCAGUCCAGUCCCCCAGAGAGUGAGCCUCCGCCUACCCUCGGUGCUGCUCUACUUGAGAAGUGUGAAGAGGCAACAAACACGUCAUCACCGCCACUGAUCAAUGUCGAGGUCGCAAUGGGUACUGAUCAAGAAAGUGAAGUGAAGGCUGACCAUGCAUCCUUGUUACCAAAUGAGGUUCAGUCUCCACAGCCACCAGCUGUAUCACCAUCUCCUCCAUGUACUGCUUAUGAUAAAGUCACACCACCGCCUGCGCCUCCCAUGCCCGGAAUGGGUGGUCCACCUCCGCCCCCACCCAUGCCCGGAAUGGGUGGUCCACCUCCGCCCCCACCCAUGCCCGGAAUGGGUGGUCCACCUCCGCCCCCACCCAUGCCCGGAAUGGGUGGUCCACCUCCGCCUCCACCCAUGCCCGGAAUGGGCGGGCCACCCCCGCCCCCACCCAUGCCUGGAAUGGGUGGUCCACCUCCGCCCCCACCCAUGCCCGGAAUGGGUGGUCCACCUCCGCCCCCACCCAUGGCUGGUAUUGGGGGUCCACCCGGGCCACCCCCUCCACCAGGUGCUGGUGGUCCUCCACCACCAGGCUUCUCGAUGGCUGCGUUUGGUAUGAUGGCUAACGUUGUGACGACUCCCGCAGGCCGGAAACCAGCCACUAAGCUGAAGAAACUCAACUGGAGCAAAUUGUCUGCAAACAAGACUCACCAGCCACAAGCUGAAACAAUUUGGAAGAAGAAAAUUGACUUAGUAGACCUGAAGGAUGACCACUACAAGGCGAUUGAAGUUCUUUUCUCGGCAAAGCCGCCAGCAGCUAGCGGUGGAGCACAGAAAAAGACUGAGGAAAAGAAACCGAAAACGGUGUCUCUGGUGGACGGAAAGACGGCUCUGCAAGUUGGAAUUUUUGCACGCCAGUUCAAAAGUCCAAUGCCAGAAGUCAUCAGCUGGAUUGAGCUGUUGAAGGUAGACAAACUGGAGGUGGAUCAGCUGAAAGGAUUGGAGAGAGUUUUGCCCGAUGAGUCUACGCUUGAUUCAAUCCGUACGUAUCCCGGAGAUCAGACCAAGCUGGGGGAAGCUGAACACCUCUUCUUAGCCAUGGACAAGGUUCAAAGCAUCGGCCUUCGAGUUGAGAUCAUGAUUCUGCAACAUGAGUUCAAGGAGGGAAUCGACUUCUUGAAGCCAGAAAUACACACUCUCCUCACCUCUAUGAAAGAGCUGCUGGCAUCAGAGUGCUUGCAGAAGCUGUUUCAUUUGCUGCUACUGCUUGGUAACUUCCUCAACCAUGGUACAUUCUCUGCUAACGCUAGUGGAUUCAAGACUGAGAGUGUUUUGAAGUUUGAUGACACACGUUCCAACAAGCCACGUGUCACGUUUGUCCACUUUCUUGCCGAGCAUGCUGAGGAAAACUGCAAGGAACUGCUGCAGGUGUUCGAUGAAGUUCCAAGCCUGGCCAAGGCAUCCAAAUUGUCAUUUGACCACUUGAAUGGGAAAGUUAAGCAGUUGGAAAGCAAAAUCAAGAAGCUGGGCAAGACGCUGGAGAAGCAGCCUGAAGACCUGCAGGAGCUUGCCAAGCCGUUCAUUGAGAGUGCAUCCGUGAAGGUAAUGGAGCUGAGUGAACCAUUGGAUGAGAUCCAGGAGCUGUCCAAGCAACUCAUGGCAUUCUUCUGUGAGGAAGACUCUCAGUUCAAGCUUGAGAGCUUCAUGGAAACCAUGUACAAGUUCAUCAAGCGACUGCAAGAAGCAAUUAAGGAAAAUGCAGCAAGAAAAGAGGCCGAGGCACGUCGUCAGAAACGAGAGAAGGCAAUGGCAGAGGAGAAGGCCCGUAAGGCAGCGUUGAAGAAGAAGAAGGAAGGAGAGCAGACGCAGACAGCAAUUGUGGACAACAUGCUCAGUGCCAUGAAACGAGGCGGCUCUGUCAGGCGCAGCUCAUCUUCGGCCUCUCAAAACGAAAGUGAUGUAGCAUUGCAGAAGCUGCGCCACAAAGCUGGCCGUGGCGGACUGCCAUCAAUUGCAGCGACUGAUGAAGACACUGGAGCUAGCAUGUCACCACCGGUAUCAUCCGCUGCAUCUUCUGAUCUUCUCGGCCUGCCGACAAGUCAUACUCAUCGACGAAGAAAAUCCUCUUCUGCUGAAGGGCUGAUCAGUGAUUUGGCCAAGUUCCAAGAGAAAGCCGAACAAGAGGCACAGUCCGAGUCAAGCCUAGCAUAGUGUGAUCUCUCGCUGAGCACUUGGAUAUGCAGCAACACUGCAAUCGACCCGAGCAGUCUGGAUAUUUCGAAGUUCCCACAAUAGAUAGAAAUUGUAAAUUCUGCAUUCUGGCAAUUUUGAUAAGGCUGAUUGUAUAGCUUGCAUGCUCAUGGUACGUAUUCACAUCUCCGAAAUGUGCUGUAUGCAUGGUUAUUUUGAGCGCAUUUUUGAAAAUUAAUUCUCUAUUUUUGAGCAAAGAAUAGGGGGAGGUUAUAAACUUGUUGCUUUUUGAAUAAUUAUAAUUAAUUUUUUAGAAUGUUGAUCAACUGAGUGAACAGAACAAACGAAUAAUAACAAUUACCUUCUCGUUCUUGCAGACAGGAGUAAGUAAAAUUAUCAAUAUGCUUUUACAGCAAUAUUUCGAAAGUUUUCCACAGCGUACUUUCAAAACUAAUGGGUGACAGUGGGAAAGUAAAUUCAAGCCUUUUCUUCUUGGCUUGCUGAUGGCUGAACUUGUUUCUGGGAGAAAGAAGCCGGUGAAUUCUACCAGAGAAAAAUCUAAAAUUCUCGCCCAUGCAGUGUACUAGCAGUGCAUGCUAACAAUUUACAUUGCAGUGCUCAAUGCCACGUGUGCUCAACAUAUAACAGUGCUGCCAACUAACUGGGUAUGCUUUGCGUACUGUGACUUCCGAUUUUCCGUAUUUUGCAGUAUUUUUCUAUCCUGCCGUGUGCAAUGCAUUGCUUGUCUUGUGCUUUUUUUGACACUCACAUGCUGGUCGGUGGCUGAAUUUGCUAGUGCAAAACAUGUGACUUGUACCAAGACUAGGCUUUCCUCAAA